AAGGAACGCACACACAGGAAACGUUCCUCUAAAGUUCACUUGCUGAACAGCUACAGGGCAAACGCGUCUCGAUAAGGGUUCUUGGCAGUCAAUGGGAUGAUAGUGAAGCGGGUUGGAGUCUGGAUUGAAGGAGCAUGGUGAAGCACCAACCAUUACAGGUCUAUGAGAGACAGCUGUGUUUGUCAUGUCUAACCGGGAUCUACGGAUGCCGCUGGAAACGCUACCAGCGGUCACAUGAUGACACCACCAAGUGGGAGUGUUUGUGGUCCUUCAUUCUCUUCUGCACUUUCUCCUUGUUACUGGUGUGGCUUUACUUCUGGUGGGAGGCUCAUAAUGACUACAGCGAGUUUAACUGGUUUUUAUAUAACCGUUCAGGGGAGUGGAGUGAUGGAACCGUUCCCAUAUUGGCCGCUACAGCAGCUGGUUUCACCUAUAUUGCAUUUUUAAUGAUUUUAGCCCUGUGCCAUGUAGCUGUCGGGCAGCAGUUAAACCUCCACUGGCUCCACAAGAUUGGUGUGACAGCCGGUUUGCUCACUACAAUAAUUAGUGUGAUAUCGGUCACUCAAUUGUGGGGAGAGGAAUGGGAUGUAGUUUGGAUUUCUCUUCAGGCUACUGGUCCUUUCCUGCACAUCGGUGCUUUGGCUGCAGUAACCGCUUUGGCCUGGCUGAUGGCUGGACAGGUGGCACGAGCAGAGAAAACUAGGUUUCAGUUGAUGGUUCUCCUCGUCUACCUGAGUGUUCUCCUCACACUUUACUUCAUUCCGCUGUCAAUCACCUCACCCUGUAUUAUGGAGCGUGGGAGUCUCAAAGCAGCACCCACCAUCAUCGGCCAUCAUGGAGCUCCAAUGCUCGCUCCAGAGAAUUCUCUCCUGUCGUUCAACAGAGCUUUGCAGAGAAAUGUUAGUGGGUUGGAGGCGGAUGUGACCAUCAGUCUAGAUGGUGUGCCGUUCCUCAUGAGAGACCGGACGUUGAGGAGAACCACAAAUGUGAGGAGAGUGUUCCCAGAGAGACAGUAUGAUGAUGCUUCACUCUUCAACUGGACUGAUUUGAGCUCAUUGAACGCUGGCCAGUGGUUUCUAAAGGAUGAUCCCUUCUGGACAGUGCAGUACAUGUCAACGUCCGAGCGCUGGUCAGUGGGGAACCAGACAGUGUGCAGCUUGGAGCAGAUGCUGAAACUAGCGGCUAGGUCCAAGAGCUCAGCCCUAUUCACUCUGCACAGACCACCGCCCAAUCACCCCCACCACCACGACUGGGUCAAUCUCACCCUGGACACUGUUCUGAGGUCAGGAAUACCACAGCGGCAGGUGAUGUGGACGGUGGACAGUAACAGGGAGAUGGUGAGGAAAGCGGCUCCAGGUUUACAGCAGACAACUGUGCAGAAGCUGCCUCUCGACACACUCCAUCAUAAAAGCAUCAGCAGGGUCCUGCUGCGCUACAACCAGGCCUCUGCGCAGGACAUCUGGCUGUAUAAUGAAAACAACAUCAGUCUGACUCUGCAUUCGGUGAACAAGCCGUGGCUGUAUUCCCUGCUGUGGUGCAGUGGAGUGCCAUCCGUCUCCUCCGAGGCCCCGCAGGUGCUGAGGAAGGUGCACUAUCCGCUCUGGCUCAUGAGUCCAGAUGAGUACUGCUUGAUAUGGAUCUCUACUGAUCUCAUCUCCUUUGCUGUAGUUCUGGGAAUAUUUAUAUUCCAGAACUAUCACAUGAUCAGGUGGAGAAUGAGCGGGAUGCGUAGCUACAACCCAGAGCAGAUCAUGCUGAGUGCAGCCGUCAGGAGAGCCAGCAGAGAUGUCAACAUCAUGAAGGAGAAGCUCAUCUUCUCUGAGGUGAGCAACGGAGUCUCCAGCGAUGAACCCUAUACGGAAAAUGGAUUUAACUACUACACCAAUUAAGGCAUUGCUCAUUGACUCAUGGAACGAAAAAUCACAUCACAUUCUGAUCAAGCUUGUGGUGUCUCCUCUCAGCUACUGACUCACCCCUUGCCUACUGUUUAUGAUGGACCCGUGUACAGAAAAUUUAGUUUUUUCUUCCGCUAUUAAGUUGCUUGUUUUAAAUUCUGGACAGUAAAGAGAAGUAGGAAGUGCAGUUCUUCUGUUGACUAUUAGCAAAUCUGUGGCCUCUUCCCCUACGUAACGCUUGAGGAUCCUGGAAUGCUCGUUACUUGCUUCCUAUUGAAAGCAUGCCUGUGAUAAUACAGUGGAUUUCAUCUGUCGGUUUUUGGGGAUUUUAUUUUUUAUAAUCUUCCAUAGCCAGCCAAUGUGGAGUAUAACCUAAUAUGCCAGUUUUUUUUGUUGUUUUUUUAUUUCUAGAUCUUGAUUUGGUGUGAUAUUCAGUCUAAUGAUGCCUUCUGUUCAAAUGGUUGUGAAGAAUAUUUUUAAGAAUAAACAGGUGUUUACAGAGUGCCUGCCUUUAGCCUUCAUUAUAUUUACUGUAUUUAAUAUACCACCUAUUUAGCAUGUGGUUCAGUUGUCAUUUUGGGAGGAAAUCACCCAGCCUUAUUGUCUUGGUCGGUAUGAUGCCAGAUUACAUGGAAAAUUUAGGCUAAUUAGGCUGAAAUGGUGGGAUAAUAGAAACCAAAAUUUAAAGAUCCAUGAAAGAGGGUCUGUUUAAAAUUUAGAUUGGAUUGUGUAGUUGAACACUGUUUAUAAAGGAAGAUGGCUUGGAGUUUUGAUGCUGUGCAAUAUUACUUGGAUGCUGUCCUAUAAUAAAAAGUGUGUUUGAAUAUUGUUCAGUGAUUUUUAUUCCAUUUUUUAAGCUGUUACAUUGUCAUUUUAGUCUCACCCCUUUUGUUUGAGUAGCUUUUCAUGUAUUAAAUAUUUUGUUCAGGGCUUCCCAUUGCGGAGAUGUCCUGACCUUUUACUUAAUAUUGUAAAUGUGAGAUGUGACAUUGUACACAGUGACUUGUGCUGUUACACAGAGGACGAGGCUGAACGAUUGUGCUGUUUGAUGUUUUUAUUUUGUAUUGAUGUGUUUAAGAGGUUGAUCAAUAAAAAA
Sinocyclocheilus rhinocerous is the source of this 2991-nucleotide messenger RNA. Its product is annotated as glycerophosphodiester phosphodiesterase domain-containing protein 5-like. Gene Ontology annotation, biological process: lipid metabolic process; positive regulation of neuron differentiation. The transcript is spliced from 17 exons. Gene Ontology annotation, molecular function: glycerophosphodiester phosphodiesterase activity. Bases 135 to 1889 code for a protein of 584 amino acids. Gene Ontology annotation, cellular component: plasma membrane. NCBI's taxonomy places the organism in Eukaryota, Metazoa, Chordata, Actinopteri, Cypriniformes, Cyprinidae. The record is from RefSeq and is a predicted model, not a curated record.